This is a messenger RNA of Aspergillus wentii DTO 134E9, 2715 nucleotides long. RefSeq names its product SMEK family protein. Gene Ontology annotation, molecular function: protein phosphatase activator activity. Lineage: Eukaryota; Fungi; Ascomycota; Eurotiomycetes; Eurotiales; Aspergillaceae. Gene Ontology annotation, biological process: protein dephosphorylation; DNA damage response. The transcript is spliced from 8 exons. Gene Ontology annotation, cellular component: protein phosphatase 4 complex; nucleoplasm. The coding region runs from base 1 to 2715 and encodes 904 amino acids. The record is from RefSeq and is a predicted model, not a curated record.
AUGGCGCUGGAGGUGCAGCCGCCCAGAGAUCGCAAGCGGGUCAAGGUCUACGAGCUGAGGGAUAAUGACUGGUUUGACAGGGGAACGGGCUUUUGUACUGGACAGAUUCUCGAUGAUGAACCCCGAAUAUUCGUGGAGUCGGAGGAGGAGCCCAAUCGGAUGCUCCUGGAGUCGAAAAUUACCAAGGAUGAUGGGUAUCAGAAGCAGCAAGAGACAUUGAUCGUGUGGACGGAGCCUGAAGGGCCGGACAUGGCAUUGAGUUUUCAAGAGGCAGAAGGCUGCGCGGUCAUUUGGGAUUUCGUCCAUAGUGUUCAGCAACAUCUCCUCAGUCUUGCCGGAGCAGACGAUGGCUUGUCGGACGACCUCGAUAACUACCAGUCGAUUAUGCUGCCUCCGCCCGAGCUUGGGAAUCUUCCGGAUAUUGAACAGAUUAUGCGAGCCGCAAGUAUGACGCAGGCUGGUCGCGAUGCGCUGUCCAAGUUCGUCAUUCGCGAUGAGUACAUCCCCAAAUUGUUGCCGCUCGUCACGGUCGCAGAAGACCUCGAAAGCUUGUCCGACCUGCAUCGCCUCUGCAAUAUCAUGAAAUCCCUCAUUCUCUUGAACGAUAACACCAUCAUCGAGACCGUCGUCACGGAUUCUGUCAUCAUCGGGGUCGUUGGGGCACUGGAGUAUGAUCCCGACUUCCCUACCCACAAAGCCAACCAUCGACAGUAUCUUUCCGACCAAUCUCGUUACAAGGAAGUCGUUCCCAUCAAAGAUCCCAUCAUUCGUAGGAAGAUCCGAUGCACCUGGCGUUUACAAUACCUGAAGGAUGUGGUUUUGGCUCGGAUUUUGGACGACCCGACCUUCUCAGUUCUCAACUCCCUGAUUUUCUUCAACCAAGUCGAGAUUGUGAACCACAUUCAAACGAACGCCCCUUUCUUGAAGGAACUCUUUUCAGUUUUCGACCCGAGGAACACGGACAUGAAACGCAAGGAUGAUGCAGUGCAAUUUCUCCACCAAUGCGCUGCGAUUGCGAAGAAUUUGCAGGCACCCGCGCGUGCCAACCUCUUUGCGAACUUCAUCGCCCAUGGGCUCUUUGCAGUGAUUGCCUUCGCUGUCAAGCAUCCCAAGCCUGCAAUGCGCACAACAGGUAUCGAUAUCCUAGUGGGGCUGCUCGACCACGACCCCAUUAUGAUGCGCGGAUAUAUGCUCAAGGCUGUCAACGAAAAGAAAACGCCCCUUACCGACACACUCAUCGACUUGCUUCAUGCAGAGACCGAUCUUGGCGUCAAAAACCAACUUGCAGAUGCUAUCAAGGUCUUGCUAGACCCCCAAAUUCCCCUACAAGACACAAUGGGUCGGGCUGGGCCCGACUACUACGCAAAGUUCCGUUCUUCUAAUAUGAUGUCCGAUGCGUUUGUUCAAAAUUACUUUGAUGAGUCUGCGAGAAGGCUUUUUGUGCCAUUGACACAGCUCGAAGACCGUGAGAACCUCAACGACCUGACGUUCCAAGAAGUCGCUCUGCACUCACAUCUUGUCGAUAUCUUGACAUUCUUCGUUCGUCAACAUCUUUACAGGACUCGAAACGUCAUCCAUGAUAAAUCCCUUUCUCCUCGAAUCGCCCAGUUGCUCAGAGUCCCACAAAAACAUCUCAAACUUACUGCCCUGAAAUUCUUCCGCCAAUUGGCCAGCCUCCAAGAUACCUUCUAUCAAGCAUUAAUGACUCGUAACAACAUUUUCGGCUUAAUUCUUGACAUUGUGUAUGAAACAAUGCCACGUGACAACCUUCUCAACUCCGCCUGCCUUGAACUUUUUGACUUUGUCAAGCGCGAAAACAUCAAGCCUUUCGUCCUUCAUGUGGUGGAGAAGUAUCGCGAAAAGCUGCAGGCCAUCACUUAUGUUGAUACAUUCCAGACUCUGAUUCUCCGCUAUGACCAGAUGCAGGGCUAUGGCGCGGAUACGGAAUCCGCAAUAUACUCGCAGGAAGAAGGGACGCCAGCACGAAUGCAAUCCAACGGACAGCGCUGGCAAGGCGUCAAGGAGAUGGAUCCUGCGGAAGAAGAAUACUUCAACACAUCCGAUGGUGAAGACGAGGUAGGAUCUCUGACGGAGAGCUUUAUAUUCGGAGAGGAAACUAACCCCCCAUCUCAGUGGCACCAAGCCAGCGAACUUGAUGUAACUGUGGCUGCUGAAACGCAGAAUGGUGUGCCUUCUUCCCCGGCCGCUAAACCUUUGGUGGACUACCCCGAUGACGACGAAGACGACGAUGCUAUGGAUACAAAACCCGAGUCCGGAGAAGAACAGAAGCAAGAACAAAAAGAACCUUCAGAUCGCGAAGCGUCCGAUUCAUCGACGGAGUCUCCCACAACCCCAGUAUCACAAAUAGUCCAGGUUCCUCCGGAGCGGUUGUCAGAGAAACGCCGGCGUGAAGAGGAAGACGAGGAUGAGCUAGUCAAAUUAUCAUCUGGACCCAAACGAAGAAGCUCCACGAGCAGUAACUCAGGAAGUGGAUUCCUAAGGAGGAAGAAGGGCAUGUCUAUCGGGUCGUUGUCCUCUGACAAGGGAGCCACUCAGGGCAAUACCACAACCAGCGCAGCACCCAAAAGAAUCGCCAUUAAUCUCAGCUCAGCCACUGUCAAGUCCUCCGCACCCGACACUGAUUCAACCGGUCCUCCCAACGAAAGCAGCGAAAAGGAGAACCGAAACGAUAGUCACGGCGGGGGUGGCGAUUGA